UCCCUUCUCUACUCGUAGGUCGGGUCUCUCGACGACUGGAUCACUGCGACGGACUGCCGUACACUGGCUAUUCUCCUCUGCCAACUUGACGCAAGAUCCCUCUUGGCUGCACCGAUACUACGGACUGCCAUGAGACCGUCUCGUUCCUAUCUCAAUAAUACCUUUCUCAAAGCCGUCGAGUCAUGAUCCUUGCUGGGUCCCAUCGGCAUACUGCGAGACCAAUCACUGUCGCCCAGUGCUUCCUGUACAUAUUGUGCACAUGCCGUCCCGCAUAUCCACUGUACGAGUAUGUACAGUGCGUCCGGUGCUGUUUGUUUGGAAGCUUCGAGGCGUGUGAUGUGUGGAGACGACGUUACGGCACUCUCGUGAUGGAUACUACUCCUUUGCUGGCGUGCUGUGAUCAUCUGAAAGAUCUCAAGAUCCUGAACAUACAACUUCGUUCAAACACUUGGAAAUGCCUACCGUUUGGAAAACCUGACGGUUGCUCGUAAGAGGAAGACGGUUGACACAUUUUCUCCUACCCUGUUCAACAGAUCGUCUCCCACGCAGCCACGCGUCUCGUAUCUGUUGAUGGUUUGCAGAUCCCUGGCUGCAGUCUUUCGGUGCUCCAGUAAGAACUUGACAUUGUUACCAAGACUGUAACAUGGCCCACCCCUGGCUGGCACCAACAACACAAAAUUACCCAAUCCUGCAACUUACCAGACGAUCACAAGGACUAGAUCGAUCGGGAGACUCUUUCAGGAGUUGUUUCAACGAGCAACAUUGGAGACAACCCGAUUUUGCUCGAUGGUCGUCUUCGAUGGUUCAUGUUCAUCUGAUGAUCGUGCUCAUCACGAAAACUUCAAUUUCCGAACGAUCGACCACGAGAAUUGAACGUCAACGGUUAUGGGAUGCUGUUGUGGCCAGUGCUUGGAACCUCGGGAUCCUAACAUUGCCGAGCAUUGUUGCGAGGUGAAUUGCUACUGAAUUCGGGUCGUACGAGAAGGCAGCAACGCCAGUUCAGUGACUAAGGAUAAGAUCGUUCAAUGGCAACUACCCCUGGCAGAGCACAAUCUCCCUGUCGGAAGCUUUAAACAGCUACUACACUACCCGUACACUCAGUCUAUCUGACAAGCAUAUACCAGGACGAGGUGAGCGUGGUUUCUCCAGGAACGAUACUUGGUGCUUGACUACCUGGCUUGGUGUGGUUGCUGCUGGCUACCUUUCGUCCUAGUCCAAAUUACCUUGUCCUUUGAGGAAGCAACGAGUCGGCACAAAAGAAAGUCUAGUCAAGUUGGAGUGUGGGUUGCUUCGCCAGCUUUGGAUGCAAGGUGAUGGUGAUUGUGCAUGUGAUACGAUUCGUGAAAAGCGUACGCUACGAAGGAGCAUGUGCAAGGUCACACCUCGUCCUGACUUCGCAUUCCGUCCUCCGUACACGUUCCUUUAGUCGUCUGGAAAGUGAUCGUUUUGAUUGUGUCGCUUCGUUACAAGCUAGUCGACGGAUUCGCACGCGAGCUCGUGCACAACACCAUCUUCGCUUAUCACUUGGUUGGUUGCAAGAAAAUCAAGAGUUCAGCCAACAACAAUAUCACCACCAUGGGCCAAAUACCGCAUUCGGAGUUGAAGGAUAAUGAUGAAAGUCGAGGCAAAUUGUCAGUAGCAAAAUCUUGCAACAGUCAAGAACUAGACGGUCGCUUUGAACGGUCCCUGCCAGCUGCCGAUUCUAGUCUGGCUGCUGCUCGCGAUGGCGCAUUUAUUCUGCAUCACUUUUUACGUCAAAAUGCCUGCACAACCGUUGGACUCUCACAGAAGCAAUGCUCCGUACAGUCUUCCAUGAGGUACACUCCGCAAAUGGCCGCAGAUCUGCAACAUGAAUGACAACAUGAAGAAAACCAUAUACCUUGGCACUGUUUCGCAAAGAAGCAUGUUUAACCAUAUCGAAGACUUGAGUAUUUCGAGUCUUCACAAGACACAACAUUUGACGCUGAACUUGCCCUUUGCGGCUUCUCGACGUCUGGCAAUGCACUUCUGGCCUCAUGCUGGCGGUACGAAACCAAAGCAACCAGGAAGAAGCUAUCACUGCAUCGCCGUUCAACGAUAAGACAACAGCGCAGAAGCGAGACGAGGGUAUACUUCAUCAGGCCAGCACUCUUUACGUCAAUGCCAUCCUCCAGGAACGACCUUCAGGAAUGCUCUUCUCCGACAGGCAUUUAGGCGAGUGGCCAGGAAUCGGAAUUGAUUUUCAGCCAUUAUUUCCUCGGCUACGGUCACCGUUCAUGGUGGGCAGAGUUGGUCCUUUUGUGGUGAGGAUUGAGUUGACAUACCCGAGGGUGACAGGCCGGUGACUGAUUGAUGUGAUGUGAUUUGCAAUCAGUCACUCUGGGCUGACAGGCUCGUGGCCGAUUGAUGGUACGGAGUACAACUGUAAGAUAUGGAGUACAGAAUAUUGUACUGUCUCGUGGGCUAGGCUAUCACAGUAAGAUUAGGAAAAUUCAUCCGUCUCAUGAGCAUGAGGCCUCGUCCUGUACGAAUAGGACUUAAUAGACAAGAAUU
Molecule: messenger RNA, 2532 nt
Organism: Exophiala oligosperma
Lineage: Eukaryota; Fungi; Ascomycota; Eurotiomycetes; Chaetothyriales; Herpotrichiellaceae
Exons: 1
Coding region: 644-955 (103 amino acids)
Source: RefSeq, a predicted model, not a curated record